This is a messenger RNA of Myotis brandtii (Brandt's bat), 1180 nucleotides long. Its product is annotated as alcohol dehydrogenase 4. Gene Ontology annotation, molecular function: S-(hydroxymethyl)glutathione dehydrogenase [NAD(P)+] activity; zinc ion binding. NCBI's taxonomy places the organism in Eukaryota, Metazoa, Chordata, Mammalia, Chiroptera, Vespertilionidae. The record is from RefSeq and is a predicted model, not a curated record. The annotation marks the transcript as partial. Gene Ontology annotation, biological process: formaldehyde catabolic process. Gene Ontology annotation, cellular component: cytosol. The transcript is spliced from 8 exons.
GAUCACAGCAACAAAAAGGGAAAGUGAUUGGAGAAUAAAAAAGCAGGGAUGGUAUUUAUUCAAUGGCAGUUCAAUCCAGGUUACAGAGAGAGCAUCCUGGACAGAAGUGGAACUUCUUAAAUCAGAGAGAAGCUUCCAAGGCGAGUUUCCCAAAGAAAAAUGGGCACCAAGGGCAAAGUUAUUAAAUGCAAAGCAGCCAUCGCCUGGGAAGCAAACAAGCCCCUUUGCAUAGAAGAGGUUGAGGUAGCUCCCCCCAAGGCACAUGAAGUUCGAAUUCAGAUAAUCGCCACUGCCUUGUGCCAUACCGAUGCCCAUAUUCUCCAUCCUAAAUUUACGAAGGCUCUGUUCCCAGUGAUCCUUGGCCAUGAGGGGGCAGGAAUUGUGGAAAGUGUUGGGCCAGGAGUGACCAAUUGCAAGCCAGGUGACAAAGUGAUUCCUCUCUACAUGCCUCAAUGUAAAAAAUGCAAGUUCUGUUUGAGUCCACUCACAAAUUUCUGUGCAAAGCUCAGUCAAUUCAAAGAUCCUAUUAUUCAGCAAGAAGUAAUGGAAGACAAAACCAGCAGGUUUACCUGCAAAGGAAAACCAGUUUACCAUUUCAUGGGGAUCAGUACCUUCUCUCAGUACACUGUCGUAUCAGAUACUAAUCUGGCCAAAAUAGAUGAUGAUGCAAAUUUAGAGAGAGUCUGUCUGCUUGGAUGUGGGUUUUCAACUGGCUAUGGAGCUGCAAUCAACACUGCCAAGGUUACCCCAGGUUCUACUUGUGCCAUCUUUGGCCUGGGAGGUGUCGGCCUUUCUGCUUUAAUCGGUUGUAAAGUAGCAGGAGCUUCCAGAAUCAUAGCUGUUGAUAUCAACAGUGAGAAGUUUGCAAAGGCCAAAGCCCUUGGAGCCACUGACUGCCUCAAUCCUAGAGACCUACAAAAACCCGUCCAGGAGGUCAUCAUUGAAAUGACCAGUGGGGGUGUGGAUUUUGCACUUGACUGUGCAGGUGGAUCUGAAGCCAUGAAAGCAGCCCUGGACUGCACAACAGUAGGUUGGGGAUCGUGUACGCUCAUUGGAGUAGCCAUUGGUGACAAAGGAUUGACUGUUUCUCCAAUAGAGAUACUAAUGGGCCGUACUAUCAAUGGAACAAUAUUUGGUGGUUGCAAAGGUAGAGAUUCAAUCCCAAAGCUGGUUACUGAUU